GUGACUGACAGUAAACAGAGCUUACUGUAAUGCGCACAAAGAUAUGGAAACACUCCUCUUAGCACAAGUACUCUUUCGUUAGCACAAAAAACAGAAGAAUAUAUGUCGAUGUGUGGCGUUCUCAACUUACAUGGACCGGUAACAGCAUUUACCAGCUAGUUGUUAACUGCAGGAGUCAAGGAGCCACCUGGGUGCAAGAGCAGAGUCAGAGGGGAACACUGGGGAUUGGAGUGAGAUGGAGGCAAUGAAUCAGCAGUCAGACCCAAAUCCUGGAAAAAUGGAUGAGGCUCCGGCUCCAGUUGAAGGUCCUUCCUGUUUGACCACUAAAGAACUUCAGCAGAACUUGAAGACUGAGAAGCAGAGGCAGCGGCCUGUCAGGCUGCUGUUUGAAAUCCCAUCAGCACGAAUUAUUGAACAAAGCCUGUCCAAAUACGUGGUGUACCAGGUUGUGUUGAUCCGCUCUGGAAGCUUCGACUCCAGGCGAGUAUCAGUGGAGCGUCGUUACAGCGACUUUUCCCGCUUCCACCAGCAGCUGCUUGAAGAAUUCAGUGAGGAGCUUGAGGAGGUAUCACUCCCCCGCAAACUCCUGACUGGGAAUUUCAGCCCAGAGAUCAUCUCUGAACGUCGGUUAGGUCUCCAAGAUUACCUAGCUAAACUCUACGCAAUCCGCUGCAUUCGCUAUUCGCGCCAUUUCCCGGAAUUUUUCACCGAGCAAGAGCAGAGGCAGGCACAUGGUCUGCUGCGAGCGGGACAGUUCAAACUCGCUCUGGAGCUGCUGCAGACUGUUCUACAAAUUCAGGAGAAGCUGGUGCCAUGGCAGAGCCCCGUCCUGCUUGUGCCGACACUAUGUGCCCUCGCCGUCUGCCACCGUGACCUGGAGGAACCGGAGCAAGCGUUUCAAACUGCACAAAGGGCCCUUCCUCCAGUGAGACGCUACGGCCUCAAAAACUACAGAGCACCACUGUUAGAGCUCCUGGUGGAUUUGGGAUACCAGCUGAGACAUCCCGUGGCUCGGUUACAAGACGAACUGACUGUGCUGAGGGACAGCGAAAGGGGGCUGGUGUCAUUUCGCUCCCUGAAGGAGUUGGUGGUGCAGGAGUUCAUCUAAGGACACAGUGCACUGGGGCAGAAUGUUGAACCUGCAAUGCACUGCUGCUGCUGCUCAUGUUAUCAUGUUAAAGGUAAAGAUAAGGGACUCAGCUCAGGGUGAGAAUGAUUCCAGACAAACCAGAUCGCUUGCAGAGUGUGCAAGAGAAUUUUUCCAAGGAAGGAGGCACCAACCACUGGGGGCUUAGCACAGCAAAUGGAUAAACUUCCAUGAACUAGAUCAAGGCUAUUCAAUUACAAAUUCAAUGGGACACAUUUUAAAACCAGGAAAUGUAGAUGGACCAUUUCAGCAGUCUAUUCAAAACCUUUUUAGCUUUUAGUAAUGGCACUUU
Molecule: messenger RNA, 1439 nt
Organism: Myripristis murdjan (pinecone soldierfish)
Lineage: Eukaryota; Metazoa; Chordata; Actinopteri; Holocentriformes; Holocentridae
Gene: snx20
Product: sorting nexin 20
Exons: 5
Coding region: 236-1108 (290 amino acids)
Biological process (GO): protein transport
Cellular component (GO): early endosome membrane
Molecular function (GO): protein binding; phosphatidylinositol phosphate binding
Source: RefSeq, a predicted model, not a curated record